CCGCGGCGGUUCGAACGCGUCUCUGCCGGGUUUCGCUGGUUCCUAGCGUGUUGUGUUUGAUGGUUCCACGCCCGAGGCCGGGGAGAGGGUCCGAGGCUUCCGAACGCAGGCGAGAGCGCGGCGGCCUCUAUAGUCAAGAAAUGGAACCUAAUUCACCAGGCUACUAUAAUAAAGACAAUGAAGAAGAAAGUUUGCUUGCAAAUGUUGCUUCCUUAAGACAUGAGCUGAAGAUAACAGAAUGGAGUUUGCAGAGUUUAGGGGAAGAGUUAUCCAGCGUUAGUCCAAGUGAAAAUUCUGAUUAUGCCUCUAAUCCCUCAAGGUCUGAAAGGAACAUUGUGGAAGAUCUUUCUCAGCCUAGCCAGCUUGGACUUUUGAAUUACUCACCUUAUAAAAAAGUUUGUAAACUGCCCAGUAGCAGUACUGCUUUUCAAAAAAAGCCAAGAGAUAAGAUAUCUUUUUCAUCUGCUUCCAUGGAUCAGGAAAUGAAAAGUCUUCGAGAGAAACUUAAUAAACUUAGGCAACAGAAUGCCUGUUUGGUUUCACAGAAUCAUUCUUUAAUGACUAAAAUAGAAUCUGUCCACUUUGAGUUAACGCAGUCAAGAGCAAAAGUCUCUAUGCUUGAAUCUGCUCAACAACAGGCAGCCAAUGUGCCGAUCUUAGAAGAACAGAUUAUAAAUUUGGAAGCAGAAGUUUCAGCCCAAGAUAAAGUUUUGAGAGAGGCAGAAGAUAAAUUAGAGCAGAGCCAGAAAAUGGUGAUUGAAAAGGAACAGAGUUUGCAGAAGUCCCAAGAGGAAUGUAUAAAGUUGAAGGUGGAUUUACUUGAACAAAGUAAACAAGGAAAAAGAGCUGAACGACAAAGGAAUGAAGCGCUAUAUAAUGCUGAAGAGCUGGGUAAAGCCUUUCAACAUUAUAAGGAAAAAGUGGCCGAAAAACUGGAAAAGGUUCAAGCUGAAGAAGAAAUACUAGAGAAAAAUCUAAUUAACUGCGAAAAAGAAAAUAAAAGACUACAGGAAAAGUGUGGUCUAUAUAAAAGUGAACUUGAAAUUCUGAAAGAGAAAUUAAGGCAGUUAAAAGAAGAAAAUAACAGUGGAAAAGAGAAAUUAAGGAUUAUGGCAGUGAAAAACUCAGAAGUCAUGGCACAGCUAACUGAAUCUAGACAAAGUAUUUUGAAGCUAGAGAGUGAGUUAGAGGACAAAGAUGAAAUACUUCGAGAAAAUUUUUCUGUAAUGAAUGAAAACAGAGAAUUAAAGAUCCGUAUUGCAACACAGAAUGAGCGACUAGAUUUGUGUCAGCAAGAAAUAGAAAGUUCAAGGGUGGAACUGAGAAGUCUGGAAAAAAUUAUGUCCCAGUUACCAUUAAAAAGAGAAAUGUUUGGUUUUAAAUCAUCUUUUUCUAAGCACCAGAGGAGUAGUUUGUUAAACAAGGAAGACAACUACAUUGGCUGCUGUGAGGCAAAUAAAAUGAUGAUUUCGGAAUUAAGGAUUAAGCUUGCAAUAAAAGAGGCAGAAAUUCAAAAGCUUCAGGCAAAUCUGACUGCGAAUCAGUUAUCUCACAGUCUUAUUGCUCAUAGUGACAACAAAGAAAGUGGCAAAUUAAAUCGUUUAGAAACAGAACCUAUAAAACCAGGAGAUGGUCAAGUAGCAAGUAUAAAAGAUCAAAGUCAACAUACUGUGAACAAGCAAUAUGAAAGAGAAAGACAAAGACUUGCUUUUGGAAUAGAAGAACUACGUACUAAGUUGAUGCAAAUAGAAACUGAGAAUUCUGAUUUGAAGGUUAACAUGGCCCACAGAACGAGUCAGUUUCAGUUGAUUCAAGAGGAGCUGCUAGAGAAAGCUUCAAACUCUAGCAAACUGGAAAGUGAACUUGAAUCUCAGCUAGAGAAAAAAGACCAACAAUUUAAAGAGCAAGAAAACACUAUGUCUGUGUUGCAGCAAGACAUUAUAUGCAAACAACAUCAUCUUGAAUCACUAGACAGACUAUUGACAGAAAGCAAAGGGGAAAUGGAAAAGGAAAAUAUGAAGAAAGAUGAAGCUUUGAAAGCCUUACAGAACCAAGUAUCGGAAGAAACAAUCAAGGUCAGACAGUUAGAUUCAGCGCUGGAAAUUUGUAAGGAAGAACUUGCCUUGCAUUUGAAUCAAUUGGAAGGAAAUAAAGAAAAGUUUGAAAAACAACUAAAGAAGAAAUCUGAAGAGGUAUAUUGUUUACAGAAAGAGCUAAAGAUAAAAAGUCACAGUCUUCAGGAGACCACUGAGCAAAGCGUUAUUCUACAACAUACUCUUCAGCAACAGCAGCAAAUGUUACAACAAGAGACAAUUAGAAAUGAAGAGCUAGAAGACAUUCAAACUAAACUUGAAAAACAGGUAUCAAAACUGGAACAAGAACUUCAAAAACAAAGGGAAAAUUCAGCUGAAAAGUUGAGAAAAAUGGAGGAGAAAUGUGAAGCAGCCACACAUGAAGCAGAUUUGAAAAGGCAGAAAGUUAUUGAGCUUACUGGCACUGCCAGGCAAGUAAAACUUGAGAUGGAUCAAUACAAAGAAGAGCUGUCUCAAAUGGAAAAAGAAAUAAUGCACCUAAAACGAGAUGGAGAAAAUAAAGCAAUGCAUCUUUCUCAGUUAGACAUGAUCUUAGAACAGACAAGGACAGAACUAGAUAAGAAAACAAAUGCUGUGAAGGAGUUAGAAAAGUUACAGCACCACACUGAAACUGAACUAACAGAAGCCUUGCAGAAACAGGAAGUACUAGAGACUGAACUACAAAAUGCUCAUGGAGAAUUAAAAAGUACUUUAAGACAACUCCAGGAAUUGAGAGAUGUACUGCAGAAGGCUCAAUUAUCAUUAGAGGAAAAAUAUACUACCAUAAAGGAUCUCACAGCUGAACUUAGAGAAUGCAAGAUGGAGAUUGAAGACAAAAAGCAAGAACUCCUUGAAAUGGAUCAGGCACUUAAGGAGAGAAAUUGGGAGCUAAAGCAAAGAGCAGCUCAAGUUACACAUUUGGAUAUGACUAUUCGUGAGCACAGGGGAGAAAUGGAACAGAAAAUAAUUAAAUUAGAGGGUACCCUGGAGAAAUCAGAAUUAGAACUUAAAGAAUGCAACAAACAGAUAGAAAAUUUGAAUGAAAAAUUGCAAAAUGCCAAAGAACAGCUUCGAGAAAAAGAGUUUUUAACACUGCAAAAUGAACAGGAGAUCAGUCAACUGAAAAAAGAAACUGAACGAACACAACAAAAAAUGAAAGAAAUGGAAAGUGUUAUGAAAGAGCAGGAACAGUAUAUUGCAACUCAGUAUAAGGAAGCCAUAGAUUUGGAGCAAGAAUUGAGGCUAACCCGAGAGCAGAUGCAGAACUGUCAUACAGAGUUGGUGGAGGCUCAUCGUCAACAAGUCCAAGCACAGAGAGAAACAGAAAGGCUCUCAAGUGAACUGGAGGAAGUAAAGCAACUCUCUAAAGAGAAGGAAGCUCAUGGAAACCAUUUAGCCGAAGAAUUGGGGGCUUCUAAAGUACGUGAAGCUCAUUUGGAAGCAAGAAUGCAAGCAGAAAUCAAGAAACUGUCAGCAGAACUGGAAUCUCUCAAAGAAGCUUAUCAUCUGGCGAUGAUUUCACAUCAAGAGAACCAUGAAAAGUGGAAAAUUUCUGCUGAUUCUCAAAAGACUUCUGUUCAGCAACUAAAUGAACAGUUAGAGAAGGCAAAACUAGAAUUAGAAGAAGCCCAGGACACUGUAAGCAGUUUGCACCAACAAGUCCAAGACAGAAAUGAAGUAAUUGAAGCUACAAAUGAAGCAUUACUUAUUAAAGAAUCAGAAUUAACAAGAUUACAAGCCAAAAUUUCUGGACAUGAAAGGGCAGAAGACAUCAAGUUUCUACCAGCCUCAUUUACAUCUUCAACAGAAAUUAUGCCUGACAUUCAAGAUCCAAAAUUUGCUAAACAUUCUCACACAGCUUUUUUCAAGUGUGGAAGACUGCGUCGCUCUGUUAGUGCCAGUGACCUUAGUUUCAAAACUCAUAGUGAUGAAGAUCUUUCUGAAGACUUACUAAAGGACUUAAAAAAAAUGCGAUUAGAACAACCUUCAACAUUGGAAGAAAGCCAGAAGGAUCUGACUUAUACCCCGUCAGACUCAUUUAAACCUCUCACAUAUGACCUAGAAGAUGACAGUUCUGAAAAUAAUGACUUCAGUACUCUUAGUGGAAUGCUAAGAUACAUAAACAAAGAAGUGAGACUAUUAAAAAAGUCUUCUGUGCAAACAGGUGCUGGUUUAACUCAGGGUUCAUUUCCCUUGUGCAAAUUCUUUAGAAUUGGAUGAAGACAUUGGCAAACAGGUAGGAGAAAUCUGCCCCAAAGGAAUAAUUGCUAUUGUGUUUUUCACUGCCAUUUUAUUUUGUCAAAGACAGCUUAUUUUUAACAAUUAUGUUACAGGCAA
Messenger RNA from Hipposideros armiger (great roundleaf bat), 4409 nucleotides. RefSeq names its product coiled-coil domain containing 18 (gene CCDC18). The record is from RefSeq and is a predicted model, not a curated record. NCBI's taxonomy places the organism in Eukaryota, Metazoa, Chordata, Mammalia, Chiroptera, Hipposideridae. The coding region runs from base 60 to 4292 and encodes 1410 amino acids. The transcript is spliced from 27 exons.